AUGAGCCGGGCCGAAUUCAAGGCGAACCUUGAUGCGGCUUGGGCUCGAUUGGGCAAACCGAACUUCGUCAUCUUCCAAUUGCCCCAAAAAGAUGCCAAUAUUUACUCGGAUCGAAAAUGGUGGGCAGACUGUGAUCAAGGAGUUGCCAAUAUCUGUACUACUUUCCAGAAGCUGGAUCGAAUCAAGGAGAAUAGAGUUGACACCAACUUCUUGGGAAACAUGGCGUUGAAAAUUAAUGUUAAGCUCAGAGGAACGAAUCACAGGUUGCAAUGCGGUUCUGGACUGUUCAUAAAUACCAUGGUUGUUGGUGCAGAUGUCACACAUCCUGGAAGAGCUUCUGCAGACACGUGCCCAUCCUUGGCUGGAGUUGUGGCCACCAGCGAUGUCGAUUGCGUACAUUACCUAGCAUCCGCACGACUUCAGAUAAACAGAACCGAGGCAUGA
Cadophora gregata is the source of this 444-nucleotide messenger RNA. RefSeq lists its product as uncharacterized. Gene Ontology annotation, molecular function: nucleic acid binding. The coding region runs from base 1 to 444 and encodes 147 amino acids. The record is from RefSeq and is a predicted model, not a curated record. The transcript is spliced from 2 exons. NCBI's taxonomy places the organism in Eukaryota, Fungi, Ascomycota, Leotiomycetes, Helotiales, Ploettnerulaceae.